Messenger RNA from Schistocerca americana (American grasshopper), 3570 nucleotides. RefSeq names its product probable actin-related protein 2/3 complex subunit 2 (gene Arpc2). The coding region runs from base 89 to 994 and encodes 301 amino acids. The record is from RefSeq and is a predicted model, not a curated record. NCBI's taxonomy places the organism in Eukaryota, Metazoa, Arthropoda, Insecta, Orthoptera, Acrididae. The transcript has 7 exons. Gene Ontology annotation, molecular function: structural constituent of cytoskeleton; actin filament binding. Gene Ontology annotation, biological process: Arp2/3 complex-mediated actin nucleation; actin filament polymerization. Gene Ontology annotation, cellular component: Arp2/3 protein complex; actin cytoskeleton.
UUCCGGUUGCAUCCACCCAAGGGGGAAGUGUUAGUGUUGUAGUAGUGUUGAGGGUUGUAUGAAGAGCUGUUUAUAAGUUGGAGAAAACAUGAUCCUUCUGGAGAUCAAUAAUAGGAUAGUAGAAGAAACGCUAACGUUAAAAUUCAAAAACGCCCUUGCGGGUCAUAAACCAGAAUCGAUAGACAUCACUAUUGCUGACUUUGAUGGAGUUCUGUUUCAUAUAUCAAACGUAGGUGGUGAUAAAACUAAAGUCAGAACAAGUAUUUCAUUGAAAUUCUACAAAGAACUACAAGAACAUGGUGCUGAUGAACUCCUGAAAAGAGAAUAUGGCCCUCUCCUUACUCAAGUUGAAGAUGGUUAUAAUGUUUCAGUUUUAAUUGACUUGGAAAGUAUUCCCCAAGACUGGGAAGAUAUUGUUAAAAAAAUUGGUCUUCUGAAGAGGAAUUGUUUUGCAUCUGUAUUUGAAAAGUAUUUUGACUUCCAAGAGAGGGGCGAGGAAGGCCAUAAAAGAGCUGUUAUUAAUUACAGGAACGAUGAAACACUGUAUGUUGAAGCAAAAGCUGAUAGAGUGACCGUUGUCUUUAGUACAAUAUUUAAAGAUGAAGAUGAUAUCAUAAUUGGAAAAGUGUUUAUGCAAGAAUUUAAAGAAGGAAGAAGAGCAAGCCAUACAGCUCCCCAGGUUCUGUUCAGUCACAGAGAACCACCUCUUGAACUCCAAAACACUGAUGCCAGAGUAGGAGAAAAUAUUGGAUAUAUAACCUUUGUUCUGUUCCCACGACACACAAACAGGAGUACCAGGGACAAUACCAUAAACUUAAUUCAUAUAUUCAGAGAUUAUCUUCAUUACCACAUCAAGUGCUCAAAGGCAUACAUCCACUCUCGCAUGAGAGCUAAGACAUCAGAUUUCCUCAAAGUCCUAAAUAGAGCAAGACCAGAACCCAAGAAUGUAGAAAAGAAAACAAUAACUGGACGGUCUUUUAUUAGGAAAGAAUGAUUCACCAUGAAACAUAGUGCAUUCAAAAUCAUGGCUUUUUCAUCUGUGCAAAGGCUUCAAGGAAACGCUCAUUUAUAUUGCACAGUGUCUGUGCAGAGAAGCCUUGUUCAGUGUUUGUCAUUGAUAGACUGCUGAAACAUUAAUGAACUUGUACAUUAUGAAAAUUGGCUGGUGCUACUGCUACUGCAGCAUCCCAUCCCAGUUAUUUGGUCACUACUCAAGGGGCAGCCUCCUCUUAAGUCGUAUUCAAUCUCUUGUGUCAAAAACGAUAAGUUUAUAUCGGAUAGUUCAGAAUUUUGAGAACAGAAGUCAGCCUUAUGGAAGAAAGAAACAAGGCGACAUUUAUUAUCUUAGUAUUGGAGUAUUAUGUCAAUAUCUGUCAGUCAAUAUUGUUUUAUUUUAUUAAUUUAAUUUUUCUACAUCGUGUUUCAUCAUUUAUAAACAUUUUUCUUCUGUGGCUGUGUUUUUAGACACUGAACAGAAAUCGAGAACAAAACAUUUUGGAAUAAAAAUGUGAAUUUAAUGAUUGGUACAUAUUGCUAGGUAGUAUGCUAUCAUUUUAUCAGUCAAGGGAGUCUGAUUUCAUACUUUAUUUCCCUUUUUUGUUAAGCUUAUUUAUUGUUUAAUGUGGUUUUAAGAACAGUCAAAAACAUUAAGUGUGUUUCAUUUUUUUGUAACAAUGACCUACUAAUUUUUAUUGUUAUAUUUUGCAACUGUGAGUAGCAAUGCCAGAUGUCAGCUUUUCAUUUUUUUUAACAGCAAAUGAAUGGAAGAGUAUAUUACUUAUAUUGUGAAUGUGAGCCAGUAUACAAAUCAGUAGUGCCUUAUCUGGGGACAAGAUAUCAGUCACAGAAUAUUAUAAUCCAUAAGUAUCCAUACCCAGUGCUUCAACUCAUGUUCCUUUCAAAUAUUAAUAAAUACUUCAGUUCGUUAUUGCUGUUGACAUUGCUUCACUUAAGGUUUUGAGGUUAGUGAAGGAAAAAAAUAUGAUUUCAUUGCCACAGUGUGUAAGGGCCUUUCAGUUACGCAUGUAAAGCAGCAUUCUUGAUAGCUGUAUAUACUUGAUUACAUUUGUUAGAAUUCAGUUAAUGCAUCAUAUCAUUUUACCUUUAUUUGUGUUUAACCAGGAGUGACUACACUGUAUAAACAUUUAUCAAUACAAUGGCUGCAUUUUUAUGACCUAAUUGGUCUAGAUUUUUGUUUCAUACUUUCAUUGACUUGUAAGAGUAUGGUAUAAAAGAUGUAAUUACAGAUCAGUCUAGUGUAAAUGAGGUAAUGAGUCCUAGUGAGUUUGGGCAGCAUUUCGAAUUCACUAAUUUCACUAAACUAAUUUAGAAGUACUUGCAGGUGCUAUCUAGCUGUUUACUGCUGCACCCAACUGAUUUGUUAUAAACUUUCUGUCCUUGGUAUACAAUGCAACAAUGCAAUGCUCCAAUUCUAAGGUAAUUACAGUACUUUUAUAGAACUCAUUUACAUUUUGCUCAUGAGAGUUCCAACUUUAUGCCUAAUACCGUCUCAAAGCUUUGUUGUACACAGUGACAAAAGAUUAGGGAACAAAGCUGAUGUUAAUUGUUGAAUAACUUUUUUAAAUCUUGUGAAUAUUGUAAUUAAACUCAAUAUGAUUGAUUGAUUAUAAACAUGUAAAAAUAAUGCAAUAACAGUGCAUGUGAAAGUUGUUAUAGUAGUGGAACUAUAAAGUGAAAACCACUACCUCAGACUGUGUGAGGAAAUCUAGUAUCGUGAAACACAUUUGCAGUUUUUACGUCUGUGAAAUAUGAGACAUGAUUAAUAGUUCCUGUGCAUGGCCAGCACAGUGUUGUGAAGUGUAUUGUGAGAUACGAUGUUCGAGGUGCCGUACAUGUGUGAUAAUUUGAUGUGGUAUGCCUAGAAGUACGAAGGUUCCACAGAAAACAGAUUAUUAUAACUUAAUCUUCGUGGCGGGUUUGUUGUGAUUUCAGUGAUUUAUUUUGGUCUGAAGCACAAGUUAAAAAAAAAAAAAGAUGGAGGAAGCGUUCAAUGAGCUUUUAUUUUAGAAUUUUAUAUUUUUAUUUCUUUAAGUAAAUAACAUGCCACAUGUAGAAGUUCCAUUUUUUGGCAGGAAAGUGAUGUGAUUUAUUUAUAACUGCUCAUGUUAAUAUUUAUAAUUAAGUUAUAAAUUAAAAACAUAUCAACAGUAAUUUUUCAGACGUUGUAUUAUAAAUGAUUAAUGUUACUUGCACAGCUCUCUUCUGUGUCUCAAAAGAUAAUUUUAUAUUUUAAAUGUCUCAUUUAUAUUCGUUGUUUUCCUUGUUACCUUUGUUAAUCAGAUAUUCAAUUUUGAAGCGGCCAGAAAACUUACUUGCUGUACAGUUGCAGCAAGGGGAGCAUAUCUGGCCAGUGAUAUGCAAAUCUUAUUUUUUCUGCUGCAUCGUGUUUGUCAGUGCAAACUUGGAUACUUAACAGUAAUUUUUCUGUACAAUUCCAAUUUAUGUCGUUGUUUUUUAUUAUGAUUAUAAAUAUAAUAUGCAUUAAAAAUAACAGAAGUUAGAUUUGUUAUGUAAUUUACUUUUAUUAAUACAGACAUUGUCUUCCUUAAA